CACGGCAACUCUAGGAACCGACCCGAAUCCGACCUGUUGGAAUGCGACCCAUUGCGACCCUGAUUUACGGGGUUAGGCCCACCUGAUGGACAGAUUGAAUCUCGCACACGUCACGCGUGUGGAAUAAGCAAACCAGAUGAAACUGGAGCGGGCAGAGAGAUGAAGAGAGAGGGAGAGGAUCCUCGUGUGUUUGUUGUUGCCUUUGAAUCCGCUGCUGCAGCUGCUCUUCUUUCCGAAGAUGAGAAUUCACGUAACCGCUUCUCUUCCAUCCUUAUUGACAGCCCUAGUUGUGCUCUCAUCUUUUCUAUGGACAAUACACUGCCAAUCUCAAACACAAAGGACUAGUAGCGGCAGUAAUAGGGUUGAAGAAGAAGAAGGGCGUCGGUUUCUUCUGAGUUUCCGAGAAAUUGGUGGGAACACAUCCUUCGAAUGCUCUCCGUCAGGACCCUGCGUCGCCUGUCAAUAUUCUGAGAAGAACGAUGAAAAGUAUCGCUGCAGUGAAACUGGCUAUCGUAUUCCUCUGAAAUGCAUUGAAAUUGGGGGUGUCUCAAAGGAAACAAAAAGCAAUAAAUUUCGGAAAAGGCGGUCUGUGUUAGAAGAUGGCGCUAAAUUUAAGUCUUAUAUCCACCCACGAGUGCAUGCUGCACUAAGACGUCUGAGAUGGAGGAGAUUACUGGAUGUCUCAUUCACAUCGGAGGGUGGGAAACAGACUUACAUUACUUAUAGGAGCUGUGUACCGGCAGUAGCAGAGGAAAAGUUGACAGUUCUAGGUUUUGAGGGAAUCAUGGUGGUUCUAUUACUUGUAAGCGGACUGGUUGUAUAUUUCAGGCGAAAACGUACUGUUGCCAUGUCGGGUGUAGGGGCAGUGAGAAUCCCAACGAAUUCUAGGUUCUAGCUCAGAUGUACGGACAUCCUCUCUGUUAAAGCCCAAGCACUCCAUUUCCUAGCAAGCGGCUUCCUACAGGCUUUAGGGUCGGGGGUAUGUAGGAAAGUAUUCUAAUUCACUGGCUGUUGUAGUCUUCAUUGUAUUGAUUUAACAUGAUUUCUUAUGUAAGCUUUUAUGGUCUGAAGAAUAGGUGGUUCCCCACCUUCAAUCCUCAUUUUGUGUUUUUCGAUUAUCUGGAGAUGUUGGGCUGUCCAAAACAGCAUUUCAGGUUCAUCCCAGCAAAUAUGUAAGUGUGACAACCUUUCAGUGACCCAAGACCAUUUCUUCAUCUGGUGGGCCACACUAUAAAUUAGGUGCAUUUAACAGUCCACAUUCAAUAAAUAGACCAAAUCUAGUUUUAAAAAAUUUCAGUA
Messenger RNA from Magnolia sinica, 1299 nucleotides. RefSeq lists its product as uncharacterized. The record is from RefSeq and is a predicted model, not a curated record. The transcript has 4 exons. Bases 239 to 895 code for a protein of 218 amino acids. NCBI's taxonomy places the organism in Eukaryota, Viridiplantae, Streptophyta, Magnoliopsida, Magnoliales, Magnoliaceae.